Lactuca sativa (garden lettuce) is the source of this 1936-nucleotide messenger RNA. Its product is annotated as BTB/POZ and MATH domain-containing protein 6. Gene Ontology annotation, molecular function: protein binding. NCBI's taxonomy places the organism in Eukaryota, Viridiplantae, Streptophyta, Magnoliopsida, Asterales, Asteraceae. Gene Ontology annotation, biological process: protein ubiquitination. The record is from RefSeq and is a predicted model, not a curated record.
GAAUUUUUAGGAUGUUACAAGGAGUGGUGGUUUCUGCAACAAAUUGCCCCAUGUUACAUUCAUACAAACUCUGAUAUCAGAUCAAAUUUCGGUAUGUUGCUUGAAAAUAUAGAAGGUUGUGAUGUUAUCUUUAAAGUGGGUGAUGAAAAAUUCCAUGCUCAUAAAUUGGUGUUGGCUGCUAGAUCCCCUAUAUUCCGGUCUCAAUUCUAUCAACAAGAGAGAGACCAUGAUGACAUUAUUAUUAUUGAUAUGGAGCCUAAGGUUUUUGAGGCGAUGCUACACUUUAUUUACAGAGAUGAACUUACAGAUGAAUUGGUGGCUUCAAGUUCAUCUAGGGAACAAAAUGUAUCCGAUAUAGUAGUUGCCAAAUUAUUGGCUGCUGUUGAUCGAUAUGAUUUGACUGGACUCAAAAGGAUAUGUGAGUCACAUCUCUGCAAGGGUCUGGAUCUGUCUGCUUGGAUGUCAUCAACCAAUCUUGGAGUCCAAUGUUUGAAUAUUGUGAGCUAUAUGCAAAAAAGGAGAAUAUCAAUGGCAACACACUUGGAGAUGAAAGUGAUGAAGAUGAAAGCAAUGAAGAUAUUAGUAAUGGAAGAAGUGAAUCAAGUGAAGAUGUUGCGGGAAAUGCAGACCCAUAAAGACUUAAAUACCCCUAAACUCAAAUAUUAUAAGAUUUGUUUUAUUUUGUUUAAAAGUGUCCCACUCUUGAUACGGGUUUUGUCACAUAAUUUCUUGUAAAAUUUAGACCAAAAAGCAGAGCCAUUAUGGUAAAAUAGAUAUAUAAUUGGAUAUUAGCAAGGUCAAACCUCAGAAAGAGAUCUUAAUACGUACUUCUCUUAUUUUUAUUUUCUUAUAGUCGGAUAUAAUUGCAGUCGGCUAAACGCCAUCUUUUCCAUGAUGAGACAUUCCCAUCUUUCUUCAAAAGAUUAGCCUGUUCACUUGAUGGUUCAUUUCUUCUUGUGGCUACUGGUAAGAGGUAAAUUAACCAUUUAAUUUCACUAUUUUGCCCUUGCCAAUAGUUGGACCAUUUUCCCCCUUCCAACAGUUGGACCAUUUUGCCCUUGUCAACGGUUGUAUCUUUUUAUGCUUUGUGAUUGAGUUAAAAAGUCUAUCUAUAUAUCAGAUUGCUUUUGAUCAUACAUUCUCUCAUUUAUUGAUUGGUAAUUUGCAGAAAUUAUGAUUCAUGUUAACUUACUUGUUGUAUGAUUUUUAGUGCGGGGCUUGGUGUUCAUAAAGUGGUCUAUCAGGUGCAGAAGCAAAACCUCAGUUUUUCUUAUUUGACAAAGAAGUAUGAUUUUAUGAAAAUGCCCUCGUCAAACUUGCCAUGUUAUUUGUUUUCUAUUUUUUUCAUUCGAUUAAUAAUUUGAAUGGAACAUAAGGAGAAACGUAAGUACGUUGCUAUUAUGGAUAUCAACUUAAUUUUUUUUAUGCAAGGUUUAAUCACAAAGGAGAGAGGUUGUAUUAACUCAACAGUUGCACCAUUUGCUAAAGAUAUUGGAGAGCUUGAAGAUUUAGGACUCCAUGAUUUGAUCUCGUAGCUGUGAGACUCAAAGAUCCACACUCUUGUCGGAAUGAAAAUUACAAGCUAGAUUCCUUUAUGGUCAAGAAGAUAACAAUCUGAUUCAGAUAUUUGAAAGAGAAGUGAUGCUUCUGAUUCCUACGGUGCUAAGCGGCCCCAAUGCCACUAUUUUCACUUAUGGAGCUACUGGUAGUGGAAAACCUUUUACAAUGCAGGGAAAUGAUGAGAUGCCAGGUUUGAUGCGAAUGGCUACAUCAAACAUCCUCUCGGUGUGUGAGAAGAUGGUGAAUACUGUACAAGUUGCACUAAGCUUUAGGUUGAAUUAAUUAACAACUUCAUAUAAAAUUGAAUAUGUAAAAUGCAAAGAAAAAGCAAGAAACCUUUUUCAAACUUAUUUCAUCUAUAAAUGAUUUUGGUAGU